Messenger RNA from Charadrius vociferus (killdeer), 2580 nucleotides. It is a transcript of the gene BARD1, whose product is annotated as BRCA1 associated RING domain 1. The transcript has 13 exons. The coding region runs from base 1 to 2580 and encodes 859 amino acids. Gene Ontology annotation, molecular function: protein binding. Lineage: Eukaryota; Metazoa; Chordata; Aves; Charadriiformes; Charadriidae. The record is from RefSeq and is a predicted model, not a curated record.
AUGGUGGAUCCUGCCUGCCGCCCAGGAGCAUCUCACGCCUACGUGUGUCUCUUAACAAGAUCAAGAGUUAUCAUGAAGACAGAGAAAGCCAAGAUGGUGUUUGCUGGGGUCAAGCAGGUUAGGACAUGCGACAACACUGAUGUAAUAAAGGCUGAAUAUGCCACCAUUCAAAUCAGUGUGACGGUGUUUCACCCUGUGACACUAAUUACACUGUACGGGAAAGGCGGGGGCUGCGUCUAUGGAGGUACCACCUCAAAAACAGCAACCUGUAAAAAGUGGGAGAUUGGGCUGAACCCUGAGGUGCUACUGGACACACAGGCUGAGGAAAAAAACACCCUUGAAACCAAAAGUAACAGCGACUGCGCCGGCGUCCUGCGGGAGCCCGUGUCCCUGGGGCAGUGCGAGCACGUCUUCUGCCUAUCUUGCGUGAGUGACUGUGUUGGCACAGAAUGCCCAGUUUGCCACGUGCCAGCCUGGGUGCAAGAUGCUCAGAUAAACCGGCAACUAGAUAACAUGAUUCAGCUUUGCAGCAAACUGCGGCAUCUGCUGGGUGCGGACACCUCAGAUUCCACGGAAGAUAUGUCCACACCAGCAGACUCAGACUCUAGAAAAAAGAAUAAGAAGGAAGAGAUAAAAAUGUGGUUCAGCCCAAGAAGUAGGAAGAUUCGAUGCAUCCUGAACAAGAGUCAGCCUGAGACUAAAAGCCAUGACCUUUGUCAAGACACGUCUUCAAUUUAUGAUUUCUUUCCUUCCCCUCCUCAUGAAAAGCCCUCCAAGCCAACAGAAAAGCCAACACAGAGACAGAGUAAGAAGAUGAAGAAGAAAUGUCUAGCAGACAUUAACAAAGUGUGGAGCUUAGAGAAGCCUGAGCAACAAGGAGGAGUUGUGGAGAAGACUGAUAAGGAAAAGCGUGUGACCAUCUGCAGUCAACUGGUAGUCCUGUGCACUCCGGAACCAAAUAGCCCUGAAGAGACGCUUCAGGAGUCUAUAAAGGAAGCUGCCUCCAGCAAAACUGCAGAAAAUGUGGAAAUAUUGCCCCAGGUAAAAUCCUUAGAGAACAAAGGUAACAGUGAGGUUGCGUGUCCUGCGCAAGUCAGCAAGGAAAAAAGUUGUGCUACAGAGACAUCACUGUCAAUAGAAAAUGAAACUACACCUUUAAAACGUGGAAGGGAGCAAUCCAGACUUCCAGUUAAUUCUCUUUCUAAAAGACCAAGAAGAACUGAGAGGAGUAUUAUUGGGAAGUCAGGCAGGCAAGCAGAUUGCUUAGAGGAGUUACCUCAGGGUUGCCCCAUCUCUCCAGCGACUGAACACAAGACACCAGUUCAGAUUUCUUCCUCCGUAUUGAAAGUCACUGACACUGUAAUGAAGACGAGCAGCUCUGCAGUCUUUGAAGCAGUAGAUAGUUCUUCACUUUCAAAAUCUCCCUCUACACCGUCUACUUCUAAGAGUGGUAAUCAAGUAGGAAUAACACGCAGUCCUGUGUUGAAGUCCCCUGGUGGUAACACAAUUGCCAGACGAAAUUACAAAGGAGAGACUUUGCUCCAUGUUGCUUCCAUCAAGGGUGACUUAGCAGCUGUUGAAGAGCUGCUGAAAAAUGGAGCAGAUCCCAAUGUCAAAGAUAAUGCUGGCUGGACACCACUGCACGAGGCAUGUAAUCACGGGCACAAAGAAGUGGUGGAGCUGUUGCUACAAUACAAGGCGUUAGUGAAUACUACGGGGUAUCAGAAUGACUCUCCACUUCAUGACGCUGCCAAGAACGGGCAUGUGAGCAUUGUUGAGCUGCUGCUUUUGCAUGGUGCCUCCCGUGAUGCAGUUAAUAUAUUUGGUCUGCGGCCUGUAGACUAUGCAGAAAGUGAAAAGAUGAAGGCUGUGCUAAUGUUGCCAGUGAAGAAUGAAUCAUUUUCACUUAACCGACCCUCUGAGGCACUGAGUCCCAGCCAGCAAAGAGAUGGACCUCUUGUUAUACUAGGGAGCAGUCUUAGUUCGGAGCAACAGAAAUUGCUGAUCAAACUAGCAACAGUUCUGAAGGCUCGGAAGUGUACUGAAUUUAGCAGCAGAGUAACUCAUCUUGUUAUCCCUGAUGUUCCAAUGCCAAGUACUGUCAAAUGUAUGAUGGCUGUUCUGACUGGAUGUUGGGUCCUCAAAUUUGAAUGGGUACAAGCCUGUCUACGAACCGCAGUACGAGAACAAGAAGAGAAGUAUGAAAUCCAAGGUGGCCCACAGAGAGGCCGGCUCAACAGAGAACAGCUGCUACCAAAGUUGUUUGAUGGAUGCUACUUCUAUUUUUUGGGAUCUUUCAACCGUCACAAGAAGAGUGAUCUUGUGGAGUUGGUCAAAGCAGCAGGAGGACAAAUUCUGGCUAGGCAGCCAAAACCAGACAGUGAUGUGACGCAGACAAUCAACACGGUGGCUUACCAUGCAGAAUCUACUUCUGACCAGAGAUUUUGCACUCAGUAUGUAAUCUAUGAUGUGUCUUCUAAAUUCAAGCCAGAGAAAAUUCGUCAGGGCAAAGUCUGGAUGGCCCCCUCUAGCUGGCUCAUAGACUGUGUGAUGUCAUUUCAGCUCCUGCCUGUGAAAUGA